AUGAAGCUGAAGCAACUAGAAAGCCUAUUAGGCAAUCUUCAGCAAUUCUCCAACCCAAAGGUCUCUCUCUCUCUCUUCCCUCUUUCUCCUUCCUCCUCGUCUCCCUUUCUGCGGAGCCUAUCGGGUCUGCUCGAUUGCCAUGCCUGGGCGCAGGUGGAGCUGGAGCAGUACCCUACCGGACCUCACAUCGCUUCCCGCAUGCUCUACAUGGAUGAAUUUACUUCACAGCUAACUGGGAAAGUUCGUGGCUUUGGGUUUUGUGGUUUCCACAACUGA
This is a messenger RNA of Linum trigynum, 276 nucleotides long. NCBI's taxonomy places the organism in Eukaryota, Viridiplantae, Streptophyta, Magnoliopsida, Malpighiales, Linaceae. The record is from the annotation of a GenBank genome assembly.